Terrapene triunguis (Three-toed box turtle) is the source of this 840-nucleotide messenger RNA. RefSeq names its product glutamate receptor ionotropic, kainate 5-like. Gene Ontology annotation, molecular function: kainate selective glutamate receptor activity; transmitter-gated monoatomic ion channel activity involved in regulation of postsynaptic membrane potential. Gene Ontology annotation, biological process: synaptic transmission, glutamatergic; monoatomic ion transport; modulation of chemical synaptic transmission. Lineage: Eukaryota; Metazoa; Chordata; Testudines; Emydidae. Gene Ontology annotation, cellular component: presynaptic membrane; kainate selective glutamate receptor complex; postsynaptic membrane. The annotation marks the transcript as partial. The transcript has 6 exons. The record is from RefSeq and is a predicted model, not a curated record.
AUGGCGGCAGAGACAGGGGAGGGGCUGAGCCCGUACGAGUGGUACAACCCCCACCCCUGCCUGCGGGGCCGCCCCCACGUCCUGGAGAACCAGUACAGCCUCGGCAACAGCCUCUGGUUCCCCAUCGGCGGCUUCAUGCAGCAGGGCUCCGAGGUGCUGCCCCGGGCCCUGUCCACGCGCUGCGUCAGCGGGGUCUGGUGGGCCUUCACGCUGAUCAUCAUCUCGUCCUACACGGCCAACCUGGCGGCCUUCCUGACGGUGCAGCGCAUGGAGGUGCCGGUCGAGUCCGCCGACGACCUGGCCGACCAGACCAACAUCGAGUACGGCACCAUCCACGCCGGCUCCACCAUGACCUUCUUCCAGAACUCGCGGUACCAGACCUACCAGCGGAUGUGGAAUUACAUGCACUCCAAGCAGCCCAGCGUCUUCGUGAAGAGCACGGAGGAGGGAAUCGCCCGGGUGCUGAAUUCCAGAUACGCCUUCCUGCUGGAGUCCACCAUGAACGAGUAUCACCGGCGCCGCAACUGCAACCUCACCCAGAUCGGGGGGCUGCUGGACACCAAAGGCUACGGCAUCGGCUUGCCCCUGGGCUCCCCGUUCCGGGACGAGAUCACGCUGGCCAUUCUGCAGCUGCAGGAGAACAACCGGCUCGAGAUCCUCAAGCGCAAGUGGUGGGAAGGGGGCAAGUGCCCCAAGGAGCAGGAUCAUCGGGCCAAAGGCCUGGGCAUGGAGAACAUCGGGGGCAUUUUUGUAGUUCUCAUCUGCGGACUCGUCGUUGCCGUCUUUGUGGCCGUCAUGGAAUUCGUCUGGGCCACGCGCCGCUCGGCGGAGACCGAGGAG